Messenger RNA from Grammomys surdaster, 5081 nucleotides. It is a transcript of the gene Slco2a1, whose product is annotated as solute carrier organic anion transporter family member 2A1. The transcript has 14 exons. The coding region runs from base 134 to 2062 and encodes 642 amino acids. Gene Ontology annotation, cellular component: membrane. The record is from RefSeq and is a predicted model, not a curated record. Gene Ontology annotation, molecular function: protein binding; prostaglandin transmembrane transporter activity. Lineage: Eukaryota; Metazoa; Chordata; Mammalia; Rodentia; Muridae. Gene Ontology annotation, biological process: transmembrane transport; prostaglandin transport; sodium-independent organic anion transport.
GCUCAGUCUCCGCGUCGCGCUCCCCAUCGCCCCGCUACCGCCGCUGAAGCCCGAAGCACCGGAGUCCCGCAGAACCUGACCACGGCCUGCCGCGACCACCUUGGCCCGGCCCGGGGACGUCGCCUCAGUCACGAUGGGGCUCCUGCCCAAGCCCGUAGCGCGCCAGGGCAGCGGCACCUCCUCUGUCCCAGCCAGAGGUUGCUCCCGUUCGGUCUUCAGCAACAUUAAGGUAUUCGUGCUUUGCCAUGGCCUGCUACAGCUCUGUCAGCUGCUCUACAGUGCCUACUUCAAGAGCAGCCUCACCACGAUCGAGAAACGCUUCGGGCUCUCCAGUUCUUCCUCCGGUCUCAUCUCCAGUUUGAAUGAGAUCAGCAACGCUACCCUCAUCAUCUUUGUCAGCUACUUUGGCAGCCGAGUGAACCGCCCACGGAUGAUCGGCAUAGGGGGUCUCCUCCUGGCUGCAGGGGCCUUUGUCCUCACUCUCCCACACUUUCUGUCAGAACCCUAUCAGUACACCUCAACUACGGCUGGAAACAGCAGCUUUCAGACCGACCUCUGUCAGAAGCAUUUGUCAGACGUGCCCCCCAGUAAGUGCCACAGCACCGUGCCUGAUACCCAAAAGGAGACCAGCAGCAUGUGGGGCCUGAUGGUAGUUGCUCAGCUGCUGGCCGGCAUUGGCACGGUGCCCAUUCAGCCAUUUGGGAUCUCCUAUGUGGACGACUUUGCAGAGCCUACCAACUCGCCUCUGUAUAUCUCCAUCUUAUUUGCUAUCGCCGUGUUUGGACCGGCUUUUGGGUACCUGCUGGGUUCAGUCAUGCUGAGAAUCUUCGUGGACUAUGGCAGAGUGGACACGGCUACAGUGAACCUGAGCCCAGGUGACCCUCGGUGGAUCGGAGCCUGGUGGCUGGGCCUGCUCAUCUCCUCAGGCUUCUUGAUUGUCACCUCUUUGCCCUUUUUCUUCUUUCCCCGAGCCAUGUCCAGAGGAGCAGAGAGGUCUGUUAUCGCAGAGGAAACAAUGAAGAUGGAGGAGAACAAGUCAAGAGGCUCCCUGAUGGAUUUCAUUAAACGGUUCCCCCGCAUCUUCCUGAGGCUGCUGCUGAACCCACUCUUCAUGCUGGUGGUCCUGAGCCAGUGUACCUUCUCCUCAGUCAUCGCUGGCCUCUCCACAUUCCUCAACAAGUUCCUGGAGAAGCAGUACGGUGCCUCAGCAGCCUAUGCCAACCUCCUCAUUGGUGCUGUAAACCUUCCAUCUGCGGCCUUGGGGAUGCUAUUUGGAGGAAUUCUCAUGAAGCGGUUCGCUUUCCCUCUGCAAACCAUCCCCCGAGUAGCUGCCACCAUUAUGACCAUCUCCAUGAUCCUAUGUGCCCCUCUCUUCUUUAUGGGAUGUUCCACACCAGCCGUGGCUGAGGUCUACCCUCCCAGCACAUCAAGUUCUAUACAUCCACAGCCUCCUGCCUGCCGCAGGGACUGCUUGUGCCCAGAUUCCAUCUUCCAUCCUGUCUGCGGAGACAAUGGAGUCGAGUACCUCUCUCCCUGCCACGCCGGCUGCAGCAGCCUCAACAUGAGCUCAGCAGCUUCUAAGCAACCAGUCUAUCUGAACUGCAGCUGUGUGACUGGAGGGUCCACGUCGGCCAAGACAGGCUCAUGCCCCACAUCCUGUGCGCAGCUGCUGCUCCCAUCCAUCUUCCUUAUCUCCUUUGUGGCGCUCAUUGCCUGUGUCUCCCACAACCCGCUCUACAUGAUGGUCCUACGAGUGGUGAACCAGGAUGAAAAGUCAUUUGCCAUUGGGGUGCAGUUCUUGUUGAUGCGUUUGCUGGCCUGGCUGCCAGCUCCAUCCCUUUAUGGCCUCCUCAUUGACUCCUCCUGUAUCCGGUGGAACUACCUAUGCUCAGGGAGACGAGGGGCCUGUGCAUAUUAUGACAACGAUGCUCUCCGAAACAGGUACCUGGGCCUACAGGUGGUCUACAAGGCCUUAGGAACACUGCUGCUCUUCUUUAUCAGCUGGAGGGUGAAGAAGAACAGGGAAUACAGCCUGCAGGAGAAUACCUCGGGCCUCAUCUGACCCGCAGCUGGGACUACUGCCCUGCCCCAGAGACUGGAUCCUACCCCCUCCAUGCCUGCCUGUCCUCUUAAUGUUAACAUGCCUUCCUCCCCUCUUCUUCCUCCUUUUCCUCAUGUCUCUCUCAUACACACACAUACACACACAUACACACACACACACACACACACACACACUAGAGAAGAGAGAGAGAGAGAGAGAGAGAGAGAGAACAUUCACUCACUUUUUGCCUCACCUGCCUCUUCCUCCUAAAGUCUCCCCAUGGUUCUUAAGGCCUGAUGUGUACUGAGCUGAAUGGGCACUGGGCUGGAGAGUUUAGUUUCUCAAAGUCCUUGGAAGGGAUCCCCGACACAGGCAGCCUUUCCUCAGACUGGCUCUUCUAACAAGAUGCCCACAGUAAGGCAGCCUCUGUUCUCACCAGUCUCUCAGGAAUACUUAAGUGGAGUGAGGAAAGGGAGUCUUGCCUUCCGUGCCAGGCAGCCCAGCUCUCCUCUGCCUCUGCCCAUACUCAGCAGCGAGGAACAGGAGGAGCAGGUGGUUGGUUUCAUAUCAGCUACAACUGGGCUAAGGGAGCUGGCUGUGGCCACUGUUCAUCUGGAUUCAGACUAGCAUGGAACUCAGGAGGGAUUGUCUCCCCUUACUUUCCCAUUUUCUGCCCUCGAGGCUGAUUUGGAACCCACCAUUUUGGGAAGUAUGGCCCUCUCUUUAUACUACACCCUGGUAUCAAAGCAGGAACGAAGGAACUAACAAAGCUAGAUCAACCAAAUACUGUUCAUAGGAACCUGAGGCCUACUCUCCUGUCAGCAUAUGCUUCCUUCUGCCUUUCAAACUAACAAAGCCACAAGGAGCCCAUGUAAGGAGGGCCCCAGUCUCCCACCCUCACAGUGGAGAUAAGGCCUUCCCCCUUCAGAGAGACACAAAUGGCCAUUUCUACCAUGCCCCGGAAACAGAGUGGCCUCACGUGAGCUUUGCUGUCUGGACUUCAGCUCAUGUGCAGAGGAGUAAAGGGGGACCACCUGAGAUGCAGUCAGAGCAAGAGAUGGAGCAGAGUGGCUGCCACCUGUCACUGUGCUGGAUAGCAAGUUACAGCCAGCCCACAAAGAGGGCAGCCAGGUUGACUGGUUUGCAAACACAUUAUCUUCAUUGGCGUUUUCUCAGCUUCUCCUCACUACCCCUGGGUGGAGGUGGGCUCCUUCUGUGGGCCUGGGCUGGGGGCCACCCAUGCUAUGUGAUGGAGAGGCAAAGGCAGAGGCCCAGGAAAUAAGGCCUUUUACCAACGAUUCUGUUUAUCAGAGACUGCCUUGGUUCUUGGCAGUGAUACUAUAUGGUUCUCUGAGAGCUCCCCUGAAAAUCUCACCUCUGUUCACACUAGGGCUUCCUCCCAGAGAGCGCUCGGUGGGCAGCAAGGACACACUCACACAUUUGCCAAGCAUAUCAAGUACCCAAAGGUUGGCAGAAAAGCUCCUGGGCUGACCACCCAUGCGUAUCCUUUAGGGCUCCACCAGAUUGACUGUGUGCCUGAGAUGGAGAGCUGGCUCCCCGGGUCCCUGAAGCAGCUAGGCAAUUGACAUUGCCCUAUGUGACAUUUAAGUGCCUUUCAGAAAUGCCUUAUAUGGUGAGAAGCCAAAUGGUUUAUGUUGGUGUGGCAAAGCUCCUUGUGAGACUGAAGCCUUCACGGAGCCUUUGUUACUGGCAGCGCUCUUUCUGAAGCCACCGGGCUCACUUCCACAGAUCUUAUUAAAGAGGAGGCUCCACACAACCUCAUGGGCCAGUUUCAGCAUGCUCAAAUGGUUCUGCUUGGAACAUGAUUCUCUGCGACUAACCCUGGGCUUACUCAUUGCAAUUUAACCAGAUUCUGAAGGCAUGGCCUUCAACCAACGUCUCGAACAAUGAAUGCCAAUCUUCCGUUUCUGAAAGAUUGGCUGUCCCCACAAGCCUUUAUCCCGUUAUAUUGCUAUUAAUAUAUUAUAAUUCUGUUAUGGGUGUAAGUUGGUUGUGAAUUUGUGAUGUCAUGGCUCUAUCAGAGAGCAGACAGAAUUUGUGCCUUUUAGACAAAGAAGUAGCCAUGCUUCAACCGCUAGAGGCCUGCAGCCAAGGGCACUAGAGGCUGCGUCAUUCUCAAGCCACUUGCCUGGUGCUGAGCAGACCCCAGGCAUUGCUGGUUGUUGUGUGGGCCCUUGUGCUUUCUGUGCAGAUCAAUGUCAAAGACUCAAGGGAAUGGGCUUUUGGAAGGCCCAGUCACUGCCCCUGACUUCAUAUCCAGAAGUGGGCUCAGUCACAAACAUUAUAUCCAUGAAUACCACAGUCAUAAUUGAUCAUUUACCACUGUCUAGCAAAUCUUGCCUCUCAAAUGCCAAAGGGGCUUUAAAGAUCUCACUUUUUUUUUUUUCAAUUAAAGAGCAAAGUGUCACAGACGUCCUUGAGUAUAGCAUGCUCAAGAUUACUAUUAAAAUACAGGAACACUGGGGCUGGAAAGAUGGCUCAGUGGAUAAGAGCAUGGGAUGUUCUUCCAGAGGUCCUGAGUUCAAUUCCCAGCAACCACAUGAUGGCUCCCAGCAUCUAUAAUGGGAUCUGUUGCCCUUUUUUGGCGUGCAGGUGUACAUGGAGUUAGAGUACUCAUAUGCAUUUUUUUAAAAUGCAGGAACACCCUUCACAAAGCCUGAGUCCCUUUCUGUGACUGUAAAAAGAAUCCAGAAACUCCACGUUCCAGGGAGAUGAAGGUGUGUUGUAGGUCACCCAUGCAUAGAGCCAAAUCAUGAGAAUUAAUCACCAAAGGUGCCUUUACAUCAUAGUAGGUCUUUGGACUCUUCUCCUUGCUUCUCUAUGGAGUUUAGAACCCCUGUAGAGUCUGACUCAGGGUCAGUGCCCUGUUCCUGGACACAACCACAGCUAUAUCAUUCCCUGCUGCCCCACCCAACCUAGGAAACCCUUCCCUCUUUACUACCCCAUCUUUCUUGCGAUAUGCAACCUCACAAAGAGGGAUCAGAGAACCAGGAAAUAAAAGGUUUGCCAUCCUUUGGAA